Molecule: messenger RNA, 5166 nt
Organism: Anneissia japonica
Lineage: Eukaryota; Metazoa; Echinodermata; Crinoidea; Comatulida; Comatulidae
Product: pyridine nucleotide-disulfide oxidoreductase domain-containing protein 2-like
Exons: 14
Coding region: 74-1900 (608 amino acids)
Molecular function (GO): oxidoreductase activity
Source: RefSeq, a predicted model, not a curated record
GUAGGGUCAAGGCCUCCAUACACUGCUACAAAAGUAAAUCAACAUUUGAUUCGCAUAAACAGGCCAUUACUCUAUGAUGUCAAACUUACUACUAAGAGGUCAAAAAACAUAUAUUAGCCCUAGAUUUUAUAAAUCGCUAGCAUCUCUUUCAUCAUCAACUGCAAAUCGUUUUUUCUCAUCAUCAUCACCGUCGUCGACCUCCUCCGAAGCAUCAUCAUCUGCUGAGCUGAAGAGCAGUUAUGAUGCGAUUGUUAUUGGGGCUGGACACAAUGGCUUGGUUUCGGCAGCAUAUUUGCAAAAGGCUGGCUUAAAUACUGUAGUACUUGAGCGAAGACAUGUAAUUGGUGGAGCUGCCGUCACGGAGGAGCUAAUUCCCGGAUUUAAAUUUUCACGAUGCUCAUACGUGCUUAGUCUACUGAGACCAGAUAUAUAUGAAGACUUGGAAUUGAAGAGACAUGGAUUGAAAAUUCACUAUCGGGUAUAUAAUGCAUUUACACCUAUCCUAGAAGAGCCUGUGAUCGGAGGUCAUCCAAGGUCAUUACUUUUGAGCUCGUAUGAGGAAGAGAACUACAAACAAAUUGCACAAUUUUCGGAGAAAGAUGCUAAGAAUUUUUCCAUUUAUGAGCAUCAGCUUUUCAACAUGGCUAAAGCACUUGGACCACUGCUGGACAAUGCUCCUGUCAAUCUUUCAAGCUUGACCGGUUCACUAUCACAGAAAAUAGAGACAAUGCCUUCGCUUAAGGCCUUAUUCAGCACAGGACAAGGGAUUGGAUCUGAUCUUCCAGCUUUCUAUGAGUUGCUUACAGCACCAGCUAUCAAGGUCCUUGAAAAGUGGUUUGAGUCUGAACCACUGAAAGCCACAUUAGCUACGGAUGCAGUGAUUGGUGCCAUGAUGAGUCCAAGUACACCAGGCAGUGGGUAUGUCUUACUUCAUCAUGUUAUGGGUGAAUUAGAGGGUAACAUAGGUGCAUGGGGGUAUGUUGAAGGGGGUAAUGGUGCUCUUUCUGAGUGCAUUGCUAAAUCGGCUAAAGAACAUGGUGCUACCAUUUUAACAGAGAAGCCUGUAUCCUCAGUGAUACUAGAUGCUAACAACAAAGCCUGCGGUGUUGUCCUUGAGGAUGGCACAGAGAUUGACGGUAAAAUUGUUCUCUCGAAUGCUACGCCUCAUGUAACAUACCAACAACUUGUCCCUGAAAAUUCCCUCCCGGCUGAAUUUACUGAAGAAGUUGCAAAAAUCGACUAUACUUCACCAGUGACAAAGAUCAAUGUGGCCGUUGAUCGUGUGCCUGAUUUUCUUGCAAGGCCAACACCUAAGAACAUACCCGGCCCACAUCACGGAUGCACCAUCCACCUAAACUCAGAGUCAUGUCACAUGAUAGAAGAUGCGUACAAGGUAGCAAUGGAGGGUCAGCUCCACGAAAAACCAAUGAUUGAAAUGUGUAUACCAUCAGCAUUGGACCCAACCAUUUCACCUGAGGGUAGUCAUGUCAUCUCAUUGUUUACACAGUACACACCAUAUAGCUUUAAAGAUGGAAGAACUUGGGAUGAGGAGAUGAUGUCAAAGUACAGAGAUAUUGUGUUCAACAACAUUGAGGAUUAUGCCCCAGGCUUUAAAGACAGUGUGAUUGGUGUAGACAUGCUUCCCCCACCUGAACUAGAACGGAUAUUUGGACUAACAGGAGGGAAUAUCUUCCAUGGUGCGAUGUCUUUGGACCAGUUGUACUUUGCCAGGCCUGUGUCUUCAAUGACCGGUUACAGGUCGCCUCUGAGAGGUCUCUACCUCUGUGGUAGUGGUGCACAUCCAGGUGGAGGUGUAAUGGGAGCACCGGGAAGAAAUGCUGCACAUGUCGCCAUAAAGGAUCUGAAACAAAAACGCAGAUGGAUGAAUAUGACUCGUUAACCUGGCAAACUGGACGAAUGCACUUUUUAUAUGUGGCAACGACAAGCUCAAACCAGUAACUCCUCGAAAGAAAAAAAAUUUAAGUUAUAAAAUGUUAAAAGAAUCAAUUAAAUCUGAUGUUUUGUUAUGAAGUUAAUACAGGAGUUUAAAACAUAUAGCUGUUUAAAGAACAGUAUUUGAGAAAUCAGCCUUCAAAGUAUGAUUACAGACAUUUCUUAGGCCAUCACCAAUUCAUAAAAAAAAAAGAAAACGUUGUUUUAACAUCAAAAAUGGGGGAAAUAAUUAGUCAAUUAAACGACACUUACCGAUAAGUUGAAGCUUGGUUGUGAUUCUACACUGUCCUCCGGUGCUUGAUAUAGGAAUUACAUGCCUUUCCUUCCCGCCCUUAUUGGGGGUUCUACUGUAGUUGGCAUACAGUAUUUGUUAUUUUGUUUUUUUCUGGAACUGAGUCAUAAUUAGUUAAAGUCUGGUUACGCAUGCGCGAUCAUAUCCCAUGUAAAUGUCUCACACUUCUGUACUUUACCUAUUUAAUACUUAUCCAAAAUUCCCUCUGCUAACGAUAGAUUUUUUCCUCCACUUCUCUAUUAUAAAAUUUUGCAAACGUGGUCUCAUUGCUCCAUUCAACAAUGUCAAUAAUCUGUCGAAUGAAUACCCCUGCUUUUAAGGCAUGCGAUGUCGCAGCAGAUCUUACACUGUGAGGCUUAUAAACUGAAAUAUCUAUACCUGCUUGGGCCAUUAUUGUUUUCACCCAUCUACUUAUCGUAGAUGCAUUUUACGUUUCUAUGAGGCUUUAUGAUGAACAAUCUAAGAUUCAUCCUGCCUUAAUGGCUGUGUACGUUGCAAAUAUUCUUGCAACGCUGCAUACAGUAAAUACACAAUCCUUUAUCUACCGAAUACUCUUUCAGAAUUAUUGUUGGCCGUAUGUAACCGGGUCGACUCUGCUUUAGGUCAGCUCUACCUACAAUAAAAAGGAACAGAGACGAUGUUUAAGUCAUAUUAUGCAACGUUAAACAACAGCAGUUAAUAUAGCCAUUAGAGCUACAACCUUUAAUGUCAAUGACUUCAGUUGUAAACUUCCAUUUGGAUUAAGUGACCGAAUAUAUUUCAGUAGAAUAGAGACAUUCCAGGUGUGUGUAUAUCGAGGGGCUGGUGGUUUCCUGUUAUAUAUGCCCUUCAAUUUAAACCGUAUUACCCAAGGAUGGGAUCCUAUUGUAUGCUUGCCCUUCCACACAAUAAAUUGUGACAGGGCACUUUUGGCUGUGUUAAUGGAACUACAGUAUACCCCAAACCUUGGUCCAAAUGAAGUCCAUAUUCAUGAAUUCUAUAACAGUCUCUAUAGAUGGUGAAAAAUGAUCUGCCUGUUGUAUACAAAACUCCAUUUUUUUAAAUAUAGGUCGAAUAUUGCUUAUGAGUUUCUGAUUUCCAUGAGUUGAGUAACAAGGUCGUUGCUCUGUCUGAUAAUCUCUUCUGGGACAUUUCCCCGAUAAUCUCUCGGCUACCAGGACAAUUUUCUUCCUCAAAGGAUGCAGUGUACCUCUGCUGUGUUCCAGUGUCAAUAGUGAUUCUAUUUGGGGUAGUAUCACAGGGGCUUGUGAUACUACCCCAUAAACAUGGUGAACCAUGGCUGAGUUGGCCAAAAUGGGAAAAUCAUUACCACAUAAGCCCCUUCUGUCCUGAUUUUCUGCAAUACCCUGGCGAUUAAACUGAAAGGUGGAAAAACAUACUAUGCAUUUUAAUCAGACCAUUUUAUUGAAAAUGCAUUUAUAAAUUCCGCUUGUGGGUUUCUUUGCCAUGCAACAUAUCGUUGACAUUUUGCAUUUAAUGGUGAUGCAAAGAUGUCUAUGUCUGCAUUUCCCAACCUUUCUAUGAGGCAUAAUUGUAGACUUGUUUAUCAAGUGACCACUCACAUCUAUCAUUGAAGUGCCUACUUUCAAUGUCUGCAGCUGUAUUAUGAAUAUAUAUGCGCUGCCAUUAAUUUGAUAUCUAAUGAUGUACACGUGCCAGAUUUAAUAUUCGGCCUACUCCGUUUUUUUUUAUAGACCUACUUUCGAAGUCCAUGCUGUAGGCCUACAUAGAAUGUGGCUAAAUAGUACUUAUUGUUACACUGUCUUGACUAUCAAGGCCUAUUAAAGUGAUUUGACGUAGUGACUCCGUAACAUAGCGUUCAUCAGCCAUUAUCUCAGGAACACAAUUUGCGAGUAGUGACUGGGUUUGGUUUUUCUUAGCCACAUUGUGUGCUAUUGCAAUAAACUAUGCCCCUCAAACACCACUGCACUGAUUGCAGCUGUAUGUCAUUGCUGUUUUAUCCAAUGUACUAAUGUGAUAUAAUGCAUAGAGGUUAUGACAGUGUGCAUGUUCUAAUAUUAUUGUUAUAUGCUUUACGUUAAUAACCUUAAAACUUAUGGAACACAUUCUUAUUUUCCUGGGUAGCCCAAUUCUAGGAGCUAGAAUGGGCUCAUAGUUUUGGAUCCUUGACGUAACCUAUCCACUUAUACUCCUGUGUGGAGAAAAACAAUGUAGGCCUAGAUAAAGUACCUUGCUCAAAGACAGAAGCGAAAUGCACAAGAAACUCAAAAUCCCGACCUCAACCAUUUGCUGCACCAAUCACAUUGCCUCUACAUAAUCACAGUGUCCUGGUUCUCAACUCUCAGAAAACACGGUCCAGAAGGACGACCCCGAGUUUUCAGAAGAUUGGACCGCAUGAUAUCAGAAUUUUUUUUUUUUAAUGAUUAAAAUGUUCGAACCAACCAAGCUUGUUGCUGAAUGGUCCAAGAAAAAAAAACGUAUGAUUUCAGGAUACAAAUGGCUCUCAUAUUUAUCGGUCCGGAUUGGAAAUCGUACGAAUUUGAUGUGAACGGUCCUAUUCUUUACCACUUAACCCAUUUUUAACGAUUUUUUUCUCUGGACUCCGGACCGGAAUCUUGGCUUGAUGUGAACGUAGCUUUAGAAAUAGCCCCAAGUCUGGAAAAGGUUGAAAACCAGGGUCAUAGUUGCUAUUGUGCAAAAAACUGUUUUCUUUUUUCAGGGUAAAUUUUCAACAACAGGGUUUUUCUGAGUUAAAAUAAUAUAGCUUUUAUCUAUUUUUGAACUUUCGUUUGGGUAACUUAUAUUUUGUUUAAUAUUUAUACCUAAAAAGCUAAGUACUGUAAAAACUAAAUUCAGGAACUUGUUUUUAUCUAUUGUAUCUAUUAAAUUUCAAAACAGGGUACCGACUCUAUUGUGCUAAAAACUUGGAAAUAAAUACUGUAGCAGUGAAACAUUCAGAA